AAGGGCCAAUAGGCAGAAACACAGACCAAAAAAAAAGCGACUUUUAAAAACGAAGAAGACAAAGAAACCGGGGCACACAAGGGGAGGGAGAGACUGGCAGGAAGAGAUGAGAAACGGCAAAGGAAGACAGUAUUGUUACAGAGAGAUUUUGCCAUUUGCAGCGAUGGUAAUAGUGGAGUGUGCCAACGUGGGUAAUAGCACUCUGUUUAAAGCUGCCUCUGAUCAAGGAAUGAGCUUCAUGGUCUUCGUUGUCUACUCUUUCGGUUUAUGCAGUCUCGCUCUCAUACCCAUCGCCUUCAUUUUCCACAGGAAUACUCCGCUUCCUCGGUUCACUUUACCAGUCUUUGGUAGAGUUUGUCUUCUUGGCGUUCUUGGAUUUGCAGCUCAAAUGCUUGGUUGUAAGGGGCUUGAAUACGGUUCGCCUACUCUAUCUUAUGCUCUCAGCAAUCUCCUACCAGCUUUUACCUUCGCACUCGCCAUUAUCUUCAGAAUGGAAAAGCUGGACUUAAAAAGUUUUACCAGUCAGGCCAAAAUCCUAGGCACUUUGGUAUCUAUAUCAGGUGCACUAGUGGUGGUUCUGUACAAAGGUCUGCCAGUCAUAAGAACUUCUUCACAAUACCAAUCUCUUAACCAGCCUGUGGGAUUAGUAUCAUCACAAUCAAAUUGGGCUCUAGGAGGCCUUCUCCUUGCCUUAGACUAUCUCGUAUUGUCCAUUUGGUACAUUGUUCAGGUAAUAUUAUUUGUACAUUUUUUUCCCCUCAAACUGCUAAUUGUUGCCCAGAUACAGCAGAUAGUGGAAUAUUUUGUCCUUAUUGAUUUGCAGACUCAGACGGUCAAGAUGUAUCCAGCAGAGUUUCUAGUUGUACUUUUCUACACUGCAGGUGUGACGAUUGUAUCUGCUCCAGUGUGUUUCUUUCUGGAGCCGGAUUUAAAAACUUGGAGUAUAUCGACAACAAUAAUGCUUAUCUCACUUUUAUAUGCUGCAAUCAUUGGUACAGGUUUUGGUACAGUUGUACACACCUGGGGCCUGAAAGUAAAAGGCCCCGUCUAUGUAGCAUUAUUUCGACCACUGUCGAUAGCCAUUGCUGCUUUCAUGGGUGUUGUUUUCCUUGGUGAUACGCUCUAUCUUGGAAGUGUGAUUGGAGCUAUACUGAUUUCCAUCGGAUUUUAUGUCGUCUCGUGGGGAAAAGCGCAAGAGGAAAUGAGUGAGGACGGGGGAGUUCUCAGAAUUGAGUCAGCUGCCUCUGAAAAUGUCCCUCUAUUAGGAUGAAGUUGGUUAUGCAUAGAUAGUAGGUAAUAUUUCCUAAAUUACAAAUAAAAUUGGCAGUUAUACUUGAAGGUGGAAACUAGGCAAAUGGAACGGGAUGAUGAUGGAUUUUUAAAUUUCAUCCUCCCAUUUCCAGAGGGCUAGCAGCUAAAUAUAUGUAUUUGUAUGCUACUAGUCACUAGUGGCUCUGUAAGGAAAGCAUAUAACCUAGAAGAAGGUCCUUUUGACUGUUUUUUGUC
Messenger RNA from Coffea arabica (coffee), 1506 nucleotides. Its product is annotated as WAT1-related protein At5g40230. Lineage: Eukaryota; Viridiplantae; Streptophyta; Magnoliopsida; Gentianales; Rubiaceae. The record is from RefSeq and is a predicted model, not a curated record. Gene Ontology annotation, cellular component: membrane. Gene Ontology annotation, molecular function: transmembrane transporter activity.